AUGUUAGCACGUAUUGUUUACAUCAAUUUUUGUUUGAUUAUCAUUCUUAAUCAACAUUUGGGAAGGACAGAACGUCGUUGUCGUUGUCUUGCUGGUGACUCUCUUUGUUGGCCUAAUGCUUCUAGUUGGCAAAAGUUUAAUGAAUCUGUCGAUGGUCGUCUUGUUUCACCUCGACCAUCGGCUGCUGUAUGUAAUAAACAUGAAUUCAAUUUGGAGGCGUGUAUUGAUGCUUUUACUCACUGGACGAAUUCAAUGUGGCGUAGUUAUAAAGUGGGUGCCAUGCAAUAUUACAAUUGGGAAAAUAGCUCAUGUUCUGUCACCAACCCAAACUCUACAUGUACUCAAGGAUCUGUACCUGUAGUCGCUGUUAAUGCGACGUGGCCUGAACAUGUGCAAGCAACUGUAAAAUAUGCUGCAACAAACAAUCUUCGCUUAGUGAUCAAAACAACAGGACACGAUAUGAUGGGUCGAUCAACAACGACUGGGUCUCUUCUUUUAUGGCUUCAUUAUAUGAAAAACAUUACAUUAAUUGAGAAAUAUUCUUCAUGCAGUGUUGUUAAUGUAUCCAAUGCUAUUCGUCUCGAUGCAGGAGUUCAAUGGGAUGAAGUCUACAAAUGGCUGGCUGCGUAUAGUUUGACAGUAAUAGGUGGAACUUGUGGUUCUGUAGGAACGACUGGUGGUUACCUACAAGGAGGUGGCCAUAGUCCAUUAUCGCGCUGGAAAGGUAUGGCGGUUGAUCAAGUACUCGAAUAUGAUGUUGUCACUGCAGAUGGUCAACGUCAAACCGUAAGUCCAUGUCAAAAUGGAGAAUUAUUUUGGGCAUUAAGUGGUGGGGGUGGUGGUACAUAUGCUGUUGUCCUAUCUGUUGUCCUACGAACAUUUCCAACGCCGCAUAUAAUUGGCUCUAUACAGACUAUUCAUGCUCUCAGCGAACUUCGAUAUUCUAGAUUAAUUCGAGAUUUUGUUCGAUUGCUACCUAGCUUGGCUGAUGCAGGAUGGGCUGGCUAUUUAUCGUUGAUUGAUACUAAUUUAACAAUAACAUUUCUGUGGCCUCAAGGAAAUCUUGAUGUUGCAAAUGCAACAUUUACCAAAUUCAUGAAUAAUAACACGGAUCUAAUUUUUUCGACAAGUUUCAUUGCUUAUGCACCAUCAUUCUACGAUGCAUAUAUGGUUGCAUUUCAACAAUGUGAUCCCACUGGAUUCAGUCUUUUGAUAGGUUCACGACUUAUUCCUGAAACAAUCGUUCGCAACAAACCAGAUGAUGUCUCGCAAGUAUUUUAUCAAAUGAAAGGUCAAUCUGCAAAACCAUCGACUCUAAUGGUAAAUCUAAUCGCUGGUGGACAAGUUUCUAAUACAUCCAAUGUAGACAAUAGCCUUAAUCCAGCAUGGCGUACUGCGCUUCUCCAUGUGUUCUAUGGUCAAGUUUGGCCUGAUACUGCAUCUAAAGAUGACCAACAACUGGUUGCUGAUCAAGUAGCUCGCCAAGUCCAACUCUUAGAUACACUUUCAGAUGGUUCUCAAUUCGGUUCCUAUAUGAACGAAGCCGAUCCAAAUGAACCUAAUUGGCAACAGAGAUUUUUCGGUUCGCAAGCUAUAUAUGAUCGACUCAAAGCAAUCAAAGACAAAGUUGAUCCACUCGGGUUAUUCGUGUGCAAAAAUUGUGUCGGCAGUGAUGAUUGGACAUCAGAUCUUAACUGUCCGACAAAAUCAGAUCCUACGACGACGACUAACUCACCGACAACAUCGGCUUCUGUGAAACUGGACUUAGCAUUCUCAUUUAUGUUCAUGGAAGUUUGUCUGUUGAUAUUUAAAAUGUUUUAG
This is a messenger RNA of Rotaria sp. Silwood2, 1821 nucleotides long. NCBI's taxonomy places the organism in Eukaryota, Metazoa, Rotifera, Eurotatoria, Philodinida, Philodinidae. The record is from the annotation of a GenBank genome assembly.